Molecule: messenger RNA, 860 nt
Organism: Salvia splendens (bonfire salvia)
Lineage: Eukaryota; Viridiplantae; Streptophyta; Magnoliopsida; Lamiales; Lamiaceae
Product: E3 ubiquitin-protein ligase MPSR1
Exons: 1
Coding region: 16-714 (232 amino acids)
Biological process (GO): protein ubiquitination
Cellular component (GO): cytoplasm
Molecular function (GO): ubiquitin protein ligase activity
Source: RefSeq, a predicted model, not a curated record
UUGCUGCCCACCAUCAUGCUUAAAAAUUCCCAAUUUCUUCAUCACUCCAUUUCCAUCGAAUCAUCAAUCCCUAAUCGACCUCCCAAUCUCUCUUCUCUCUUUUCAAUUUCGUCGCAAAAAAUGGCUUCGGAGCCCUCUCCCUUCAUCGAAAACCUAAUCAAUUCGAGAAACAGAGACGUCUCCCUCUUCCUACCCUUCCUCGGCCUAAACGCUGCGGCGGCGGAGGAUUCGGGCAGCCCGCCUGACCGGAUCGUGCUCAUCAACCCCUUCACGCAGGGCAUGGUCUUGAUCGAGAGAAGCAGCAGCGAUAAUAGCCACAACAGCCCGUCAGGUUUUGCGUCCUUUCUCGAGGAAUUGUUCUCUCUCAAGAGCGGCCGGCCACCGGCGUCGAAAGCGGCUAUUGAAGCUUUGGAGACCGUAGAAGUGGUAGACGGCGAAGAAGAAGAAGAAGGCGAUCAGUGCGUGAUCUGCUUGGAGCAGUGGGAAGCCGGGGAGAAGGCGAAACGGAUGCCGUGCAAGCAUAGGUUUCACGGCGAGUGUAUAGAGAAAUGGUUGAGAAUUCACGGCUCCUGCCCCGUUUGUAGAUACGAGAUGCCGGUGGAUGACGAGAAGAAGAGGAGGAAGGAGAUUUGGGUUAGCUUUACGUUUGGUGGUGAGAGGAGAAGUGGUGAAGCAGAGAGUGAGAGUGAUGGCGAUUCUAGUGAUUCCGGUUGAACCAAAUUUAGCGCUGUUGAAUAUGCUUGAUUUGUGUAUAAAUCUCUGGUUUUUUGUGCAAAGUUUUUUGUUUGGUUGGUCGAAUUGGUGAAGUGAAAAAAUUGAUUCUAAUGUUUUCAUUAGAUGAAUGCAACAUUUGCUGCAAA